Rhipicephalus sanguineus (brown dog tick) is the source of this 4074-nucleotide messenger RNA. RefSeq names its product nucleolar and coiled-body phosphoprotein 1. Lineage: Eukaryota; Metazoa; Arthropoda; Arachnida; Ixodida; Ixodidae. The coding region runs from base 134 to 913 and encodes 259 amino acids. The transcript has 4 exons. The record is from RefSeq and is a predicted model, not a curated record.
CCAGGACUGGCCGGUCGGUGCCAUUGCUCUUAGGGAUCGCCGUAACUUUGGUUUAUCUUCGAAGUACCGGCAUUCAGGAAGGCGUUGCAGUGCAUCGUCUCACACUCGCGCAUUUACGCGUUACCGUGGAGUCAUGAGGGUGAGAAAGGUUCCGAAGGCCGAGGUGGAGAAGCCUGCCACAGACUCCAAGGAGGAGGAAGAGACCAACGGGGAUGCUGCUCCGCCCACCAAGAAGGCCAAGGCUGAACCGGCCAGGACGCGUCCCCAGCGUGAGAACAAGUCAGCAGGUGGGCGUCGCGUGAGCAGCCUGGAGGCAGCCGCCAAGGAAGGAGAGGCUCUUCUUAAGGAACUUGGCCACAAGGACAGCACCGACCCAGACAGCGGCCGCAGGCGCACACGCUCACAGACACGGGGCACCCCGGCUGCUCCCCCUGCACGGCAGCAGCGCCAGACACGGGCUGAGCCUGCACGGAAGACCCCUGCCAAGCCAGCGCGCGGUGCCAAGAAGGCUGCGGCCUCCAAGCGCAGUAAGAAGGAAGAGAGCGAAGAGGAAGAGGAGGAAGAAGAAGAGGCAGCUUCUGCGGAGGAGGCCUCAACGGCAGCCGCCAACGAGGAUGGGUCAGCUGAUAGCAAAGAGAAGAAAGACGAGAAGGACGAGGUAAACAACGAUGAGGAUGCAGGCAAGGCACGGCAAGCAGAUUCCGAGGAUGCCAACGCCGAUAACAAGGAGGAACCGGAGGUCAACAACAAGGAAGAGAAGCCAACCACAGACAGUGGCAGCAAGGCACCAGCUACGACGACAGCCGACACAAAAGUGGAUGCCGAACCCCCAGUUGCCAAGGAGAACGCCCUCGCAGGGGACAGUGUGUCGGCGCCUGCGGCCACCAAGCCGCCGGAGGAAGUGGCUGCCUAGUGUGCACAGUCUCGACGGCUGUGUUUCCUCUGGCAGGCAUCGCGCAUCCCCUCUCAGAUCACACAUUUCUUCGCAUCAUCCCAAUGUGAAGCCUGUUUGUUGCAGGCUUUGAGAGCUUCUGCCAUGCAUUAGCACUUCUUAGGUCCUCUUCCGGUUCUUCUGUUUGAUGCAGCAUUUCAGCUCGGCACAUCUCAGCAAUGGCCGACAUGGGAUUGAUCUGGCUGCACUUCACUCUUGCUGUCCCCCCCCCAGUCUUCACUGUGGGGAAGAAACCACGUAUUUAUUUGCAUUUUCAGUCACCUCCUACCAUGAGUCUAGGUUGCAGUUGUGUAUCUGCCUGGGCAAAAUGUUCUGGCAAACUGUGAGUCACAGGGCAUAUGCACUGCUUCUCACUUGUGCUGUUGUCUUGUGACAAGGCCCAUGAUGGAUGCAAGAGAUUUGCUUGGUAGAUGAGGCUAAGCUUUGUUUUAUGUCUUUUGUGCUUGGCACGUUUCAGUGAACUUUCAGUGCUGCUUUGACAGUGAGCUCUCUCCGUCUUGGUAUGACAACUUAUGCUGGCUCCCUUGGUCAGUUGUGAUGUCUUGCAAAGGAUGAAUAUGGAAAUAAUUGCACUAGCACUGGCUUUGAUUGUUGAUAUCAGUUGUUAUGGUUGUCGACUUGCUCGACCUUGUCUGAAACAUAAAGCCUAUAAGCUCAUUUUAGCAGCAAACAGGAUCCACAUUGGGAUUACAUUGAACAAAAGGACAUUGGAGCCAUAGACUUUAAGAUCAUUUGAUGACCCAGUCAUUUUUUUUUUUUUGAAAACUUAAUUGUCAUUGGCUGCUGGAAAGCCAAACUCAUGCAGGAGUUGUUUGCAUAAAGUCCUCAGCUUGCCUUGGAUUUUGAUCAGCUGUCAGUGAAUGUGUUGUCUAUCUGCUAACACUCAGCUGCCAGCCUGGUCCUGGGUGCACCAGCUUGUGCAGACUUGAUGCUUGGCACGGGUUGACUCUGUGUGUAUUUGUUUAGUAAUGUUUAAUAUGCUUGUUCCCGUUUUUCAUCCACAAAUCGUGUUCAUCUUCUUUUUGUUUUGUCCUGCAGUAAGGCUUGCAGAAUAAGGUGUGACGGGGAAGCAUGUAAAUUCAUAAUUUUUUAAACUAAAGCUGUUUUUAGGAUAGAAAUUUGUAGCUCUGUUAGAUGUUCUUCCUCGGUGUUGGUGGUUGUGCUAACAUAAGAUACCCUGCUUUUAUUAUAAAUGGGAUCAGAAUGCAGACCCUUUCUUGCAAGUGAGGGGAGAGUGUUAUGUUCUGAGUGGAAGGAGAGCAGAAAGAAAUGUGCACAACCGUCGGCACUAGGGCUACUUUCUGGGCGACCAUUUCAAUGAUUCACUCUUUAUCCUCUUUUUUAAGGCUGCAUUUUAUAUUUUCAUGCCCCCUGGGUGACGAACACACAGGGCAUCUCCUUUCUUCAGUCAUUAUUGUAGUAGUCAGAAGGCUGUUUCUUUAUUCAUGAAAUUCCAUUGCACAUUUGAACAGUUCAACCAAAGCUGUGCAAUCCUGCUUGCUUCUUUGGCAUGUCAUGUUGCCAAGAGUCAAGACUAGCAUGCAUCAAGAGUUUGGGUAGAUUUGAAGGGACAUUUUCGGCUCUGAAUUUACUGUCUUUGCAGAGUGUCAUUUCCUAGUUUGUAAUUUGGUCCACUGUAGCUUCUAUAACAUAACAGGAGCGGGGGCUUUGACUAGCUUGCAUUAGCCUACUGCCCUUUGUUUUCCACGCAGCCCUUUCAAAAAGCCGCAUCUCUGAACAAAAGUGUUUCCUUAUGCCGGUGCACUGUAAAUACACGCAUUUGCUUCCUCACCACAUUCGUCAAUUAAAUUAGGGGAUUGGCUCUUGAACAUGAUCAUUUUGGCUCACGUCAGAUUAUAAAUAUGCUCUUCAGGCACACCCUGCCCACUUUUUUUUUUCAUGCAUUGAUUGAUGAGAGGCAGGAACAGCGUGCGUGUGUACAUGUGCAUUGUGUGGCUGGUUGGUGGAUUAUUGCGCAAAUGCGGCGAGUGUCCUGCACACUGCUGCUUUAGCGCAGAGCUCAAGUCUUGGAGGCCUCGCCUGUGGGUUGCGAAUGCUCUUUGGUAGUCUGGUGUUCCCAAGCCUGACUGUGUGGGUUUUGUGAAAGCUUCAUCCCCGCCAUUACACUGAUGGUGGCAACCUGUCCUAUUAAGGAUGCAGAGUCUUUGCUGACCGAGACCGAUUGUACAGGAGCAAGACAUGGUGUAUUUUGCGGCUUCUACGUCUGCAACUGCUUCGGCGUGCGUAUAAGUGAGGGAGGGGUUUCAAUACAGAAAGAAUGCGUAAGCAAGCUCUUGCUUUUUAUAGUGUGGUACUGGUCGGUGGUUUUUAUACUGUGUUCUGCGAGCUCAUGUGUGCCAAUUGCGACUGCAAAAUGCAGUGGCGUGUAGUCAGACUGGCUCGGAUGGAUCUUGAAGCGCGUUUUGCUACGAACCCUUUGUGUAAUGGCUUUCUUGGUGGCAUGUGGUGCCUGUGACCACCAUCGAGUCUGUCAGGUAGUUUCACAGCUGACCUGAGAAAACCAUCGUUAUACAAAAGAAAUCCCCUUUCACUUUGUCAAAUCUAUAUCGGUUUUUUAGUGGUUUAACCACCGUAAGCUUGGUGACCUCACACUAUGUGGAAGUGUAGUGUACUGUCUCAAAGGAUGUGUUUAGACUAGGCUGGAAAAAGCACCCGAGGGCACUGGACUCUGUUCUAUUGAAAAAUUACUCCCGUAUUCAAAGAAGUUACCCGACAUCAUUGUAAUGCUUAGCGAAUGCACCCAAGGAAAUGCAAUGAGUGUCACGGGCAUGUUCGUGCUAGGCGUUUCUUCACCUGGACUUCACCAAAUUGCAGAUCAAAGUUGGGGAGCAUUUAUGAAUACGGGGGAUUGUGUGCUGAACCUAAGCUCCCCUGAUUUCAAUGUUCUUACCUUCUCGGAAGCUGCAAACCUUAGUAAUGUUUACAAAGCAUGAGCCCAGGCAUGGAGCCCGUUUGCUUGACAACUAUUUUUGCACGCGCGCUCGAACAUUGCGGUCAGUAAUUGUCUUAGCUCUCCUUGCAUCCUCCUGUCCGAAUGCUUCACAAAGUGGCUCUUUUCCUCCUGCUCUCUUUUCUGUUCCUUUGCUAACAGCCAUGCUUUU